AUGGUCGGCGACAACUCCAGCAACGACACGCUGCCACGGUACGAACAAGACAGCCUCCUACCGCGGGCCGACAACAUGGCUCCCAAUACCAAAAAAGCUGCUGCCGAGUGCAUCUCUGAUGAUGCGCUGAUACACCUCAAGUCGUACAAGUAUUCGAGCGUCGACAAGUCCCCCGUGUCGAAAUAUAUCCUCGGUCCCUGGGGACCGACAUGGCUAUAUUUCAGCUUUGCGUUUGGCCUGUUUAUGUACCAGACUAUGGACAAUGUUGAUGGCAAGCAGGCGCGAAGGACCGGCACAUCGAGCGGCCUCGGCGAGCUAUUCGACCACGGUAUCGACUCUCUCAAUUGUACCCUCGCUAGUUUACUCGAAACGGCUGCCAUGGGUCUGGGAACAUCGAAUGCUGGCAUCUUUACGGCCCUCUGCCCUUGCCUGGCCAUGUUCUUUUCCACCUGGGAGACAUACCACACCCACACGUUGUAUCUGGGCGUCAUCAACGGCCCUACCGAGGGCUUGCUUAUUGCUUGUGGCAUCAUGGUUGCCUCUGGGAUUUGGGGCCCUCAUAUCUGGACUCUGCCUCUUGCCAAUGCUCUGGGCGAUAGCUUGCCUGGGCUGGCACAAAUGCUUGGCCAAACGUCGUUCCGAGAUAUCUGGGUUGGCUUGAUCAUCUCGUCCUUGCUGGUCGGCCACAUCCCCUUCUGCCUGUACAAUGUCGCGUUGGCCCGCCAGAAGCAGGGCCUUCCCGUGACACCCGUCUUUGCUGAAUGGACACCAAUGGCCGUCUUUACGCUUGGAGUUGGCGCCUGGGUGUUCUCGCCGUACAGCACGCUGAUGACGGACAACCACCUGGUCUUGUUCUGCCUGACCAUGUCGUUUGUCUUUGGCCGCCUGACAACCAAGAUGAUCCUGGCGCACCUGACUCGCCAGCCGUUCCCGUACUGGACGGUGAUGCUCGCACCGCUUGUCGGCGGUGCGUUCCUCGGGAACCUGCCUCGGUUUGGACUGCCCCAGAUCAGUGCGACCGCAGAGCUUUACUACCUGUGGGCGUACUUUUUCUUCUCCUUGGUGGUUUACUUUCGCUGGGCAUAUCUUGUCAUCAACGCCAUUUGCGACUAUCUCGGCAUCAAUGCCCUGACGAUACCCAAGGAGAAGCAAAUCGCCAACAAACAGGCCCGAGACGCCACGAAGUUACAUUAA
Metarhizium robertsii ARSEF 23 is the source of this 1194-nucleotide messenger RNA. Its product is annotated as CDP-alcohol phosphatidyltransferase. The coding region runs from base 1 to 1194 and encodes 397 amino acids. Gene Ontology annotation, molecular function: phosphotransferase activity, for other substituted phosphate groups. Gene Ontology annotation, biological process: phospholipid biosynthetic process. Lineage: Eukaryota; Fungi; Ascomycota; Sordariomycetes; Hypocreales; Clavicipitaceae. The transcript is spliced from 3 exons. The record is from RefSeq and is a predicted model, not a curated record. Gene Ontology annotation, cellular component: membrane.